AUGGCAUCCACUUCUGCUCCGAGUCCCGAGGACGCCUUUGAGCUGUUCGACCUGCGGGUUGAGGUCGUUUGCCCACCAGGCAAGAGAAUCCUGUGCGGUGCGAAAGAAGGAGAUUACUUCACUCUGAAAGGCGAGAUGUUGUAUCUGCCACCAGAGCAAGGCAUCAGCAUAUACAGCUUGUCAUCGGUGCUACCCCUACUCGCCGCAAAGCAACGAGUAACUUCUAAAAACGACUGGAUGACAACGGAUGCAUUGAUUGCAUGUCCGGAUCCUUGUUGUCCUUCCCAGCUCAAGAUUGUCCGAGAAGGCAUCAGAACUUUCCGCCAUUCGGAGACUACCGCCGUUCCUUUGAAGAACACCGAUAUACCUAAAUAG
Molecule: messenger RNA, 375 nt
Organism: Colletotrichum orchidophilum
Lineage: Eukaryota; Fungi; Ascomycota; Sordariomycetes; Glomerellales; Glomerellaceae
Exons: 2
Coding region: 1-375 (124 amino acids)
Source: RefSeq, a predicted model, not a curated record